Messenger RNA from Anisakis simplex (herring worm), 465 nucleotides. NCBI's taxonomy places the organism in Eukaryota, Metazoa, Nematoda, Chromadorea, Rhabditida, Anisakidae. The record is from the annotation of a GenBank genome assembly.
AUGACCCUUGAUGAUGACGAUCAACAAAUUGCAUCUCCAAGAAAACAACGAAAGACGUCGUCCCAACUACACCAGCAAAAACCUCGUGCUUCAUGUGAUGCCCAAACACCAUCCGCCAGUCAUUCUAAUACCGCAUCAGGCAAACGAUGUGCAUCCCGAGAACCGGCUAAUACAGUCAGCCAAUCUCUGCCGCAUGAAUCCCUACCAGACGAGAUCACCACUGUUCGUCAAAGAAAUCCUCCUGUGUUGAACUCAACGAAGGAGGAAGAUACUGUAUUUGAAGUGGGUCGCAAUUCGGUCGAUGAAGGCAAGGUGAGAGCUCGCCAUACGAAUCGUAAACUGAGUGCGGCUCGUAAGGAGCAGUCAAACGCUCCGAAUGGCAUGAUAAACGGUGAUCUGAAAAGGGGCGAAGCCAGCAAACCAACAAAGUUACAACCGCUAAAGGUCGAUCAAAUCAAGGUUUGA